Puma concolor (puma) is the source of this 1602-nucleotide messenger RNA. NCBI's taxonomy places the organism in Eukaryota, Metazoa, Chordata, Mammalia, Carnivora, Felidae. The record is from RefSeq and is a predicted model, not a curated record.
AUGACAGCUGGCAUUGAGAACCAGCAGCACUGGUUGAAGAGGAAGCUGCGGAGAGAUAAAAACCGAAAUAAAAUCACAGGUUCAAUACUGCUCCAUCUUAAUGAGUCUGAUCUUGAAAGUCUUGGAAUAAGUACUUUGGGUGACAGAAAGAAGCUGCAUAAUUAUAUCCAGCAACUGAAGGAAAUUCAUGUUGAUGCAAUGAAGGUCAUUAAUGAUCCUAUCCAUGGCCACAUUGAACUCCACCCUCUCCUCAUCCGAAUCAUCGACACACCUCAAUUUCAGCGGCUUCGAUAUAUCAAACAGUUGGGUGGCAGUUACUAUAUUUUUCCAGGCGCUUCGCACAACCGAUUUGAGCACAGUCUAGGCGUAGGGUAUCUAGCAGGAUGUCUUGUUCGUGCACUGCGUGAAAAACAACCAGAGCUGCAGAUAAGUGAACGGGAUGUGCUCUGUGUUCAGAUUGCUGGCCUUUGUCAUGAUCUCGGUCAUGGGCCAUUUUCUCAUAUGUUUGAUGGAAGAUUUAUUCCACUUGCUCGCCCAGAUGUGGAAUGGACGCAUGAACAGGGCUCAGUGAAGAUGUUUGAGCACCUAGUUAAUUCUAAUGGACUCAAAGCUGUCAUGGAACAUUACGGUCUCAUCCCUGAAGAAGAUAUUUGCUUUAUCAAGGAACAAAUUACAGGACCACUUGAAUCACCAAUCAAAGAUUCUUUGUGGCCAUACAAAGGGCGUCCUAAAGAGAAAAGCUUCCUUUAUGAGAUAGUGGCCAAUAAAAGAAAUGGCAUUGAUGUGGACAAAUGGGAUUAUUUUGCCAGGGACUGCCAUCAUCUUGGAAUCCAAAAUAAUUUUGAUUACCAGCGCUUUAUCAAAUUUGCCCGUGUUUGUGAAGUAGAUGAUAGGAAGCGUAUUUGUACUAGAGAUAAGGAGGUUGGGAAUCUGUAUGACAUGUUCCAUACCCGUACCUCUUUGCACCGCAGAGCUUAUCAACACAAAGUUGGCAACAUCAUUGAUACAAUGAUUACAGAUGCUUUCCUCAAAGCAGACCCCUACAUAGAAAUUGUAGGUGCUGAAGGAAAAAAGUAUCACAUUUCUACGGCAAUUGAUGACAUGGAUGCCUUCACUAAGCUCACAGAUAACAUUUUCCUGGAGAUUUUAUAUUCUUCUGAUCCCAAACUGAAUGCAGCACGAGAGAUUUUAAAAAAAAUUGAAUGCCGUAAUCUAUACAAGUAUGUGGGUGAGACUAAACCAAAAGGAACAACAAAAAUUGAAAAGGAAAAUUAUAAAAGCCUUCCAGAAGAUCUCGCUAAUUCUAAACCUAAGGACAUCUUGAUAGAAACUGAACUAAAGGCUGAAGACUUCAUAGUGGAUGUUAUCAACAUGGAUUAUGGAAUGGAAGACAAGAAUCCUAUUGAUCACGUUCGCUUCUAUUGUAAGAGUGACCUCAGCAAAGCAGUCAGGAUUACUAAAGAUCAGGAUAGUGAUGUUGUGGCCCCACUUAUAACACCUCGAAAAGAGGAGUGGAAGAACCCGGAUUCAGCCCAGAGCCCAGAUCACUUACAAAAAGUGUCCAAAUUUAAAACCCGGCUUUUUCCAGAUGACUCUGUGUGA